This is a messenger RNA of Triplophysa dalaica, 3466 nucleotides long. RefSeq names its product cytochrome P450 2M1-like. The record is from RefSeq and is a predicted model, not a curated record. Gene Ontology annotation, molecular function: oxidoreductase activity, acting on paired donors, with incorporation or reduction of molecular oxygen, reduced flavin or flavoprotein as one donor, and incorporation of one atom of oxygen; iron ion binding; heme binding. Gene Ontology annotation, cellular component: cytoplasm; intracellular membrane-bounded organelle. The coding region runs from base 1748 to 3247 and encodes 499 amino acids. Gene Ontology annotation, biological process: xenobiotic metabolic process. The transcript has 9 exons. Lineage: Eukaryota; Metazoa; Chordata; Actinopteri; Cypriniformes; Nemacheilidae.
AUAAAGCAAUGAUAGUAUUCAUUCAGACAAGAAUAAAGUUGAAGUAUUGUUAUCUUAGACUUUUGUGAGAGUACAAAAAUUAAAAAUGUCGAUUAAGUGAAAAAAUGUGUAUUGAAGAAAAGUUAAGUUUUUUUAUAUACUGUCAAUUAUAGUUUGUGGAUAUAUAAUCGGAAUGGGCAUCGGCUGGUUUCACUUAUAAUAAAAUCGGAAAUCGGAAUCGGCAAAGAAAAUUGCAAUCGGUGCAUCUCUAGUUUUAUGUCACAAUUAGUGUAAGAAAGCAUUUUCUUAGGUUAAGACUCUUAACAUUGAAGUGAAAUGUGACUUUGAUCAGAAGACCUUUAUAAAAAUGUUAGUUUUAUAGUUUUGUAAAUUGAUUAUAACAAAAGUACGAUUUUUUUCUUUUAUGUAAAAUAAAAAUACUAUUUUUAAUUAAAGAUAUGGAGUUAGAGUUCAACAAAACUGAUUUUAUACUACAUUUGUAAUCUACAUUUGUAAUCUCUUCCGGCGAACAGAUCUCUUUGCUUUUGUGGACCUUAAUUAAUGUUGUUUCAUUGACAAAAUGUUAAAAGCACUCUCACUUGCAAGUUUCUUUAUAGAUAAAACGUCUGCUGAGUUCUUCUGCUUUAGUGGGGGUUCGCAAAUGGAUAAUAUCCACCACUUAAUAAAUGUAAACGUGAUUGUUAUACUGAUUAACUGAAUGAGGUGGGUGGGAAAGGUUUUUAAAAACAGAUGUUACGUGUUAAGAAGUCCCUUAAAAUGCAGUAAAUACAUUUAAUAGAACCAAAGAACACAGUUAAGAGCACCAGUAUAAUGUAACAAUACAACACAACUAACAGGAGAAACACAUGGUAUAUUCACAAACUUUAAGGGUUAACAAGACUCACAUGGGAGACAAUCAACUGGGAGCCAAUGAACAAAAAUAACUGUCGAUGCCCUAUCCGUCCCAGAAACACGAUUCGUUCCGCGCAUGCGCGAAAGUGCGUCUACUACCGGGCGAAACAAUUUACCGCAGUUUUAAAAAAAAAGUAUUUGACACAACUCGUUCCAUAGCGGCACUUAGCAUCAAAAGACAUGAAACAAUGAAUACCAAUGAAAAUACAAUAUAAACAAUUGAUGUGUCAUGAGUGAGAAAUAUUUUUUAUUUCUACAAUAUUUUACUUAUAUUUAGAAAAACGAAUUUACAAUAGCUUUUAUUAGUGAUUCUCUUUUUUUGGCAAAAUAUGUCACGUUAAUAUGUGGCACAAAUUGUUACCCAAAUUGAAUAAUAUAUAUUUUUAUUAUUAUUAUUAAAUAUUAUUAAAUAUUAUUAUUUUAAGUUAUGCUGUACAUAUUUUAGAGUAGGCCUACUUUAACAAAUGUCUCUAUUUAAGAAACACACAGAAUUUUCUGAAUUCAUUCAAUUUAUUUAUUUUAUAAAUCUGCACCUUCCCUUCUUAAGUCAUUUAUUCACUCACUAUACCUCCCUCCAUCCCUGCUUCCCUCAGACACAUACAAAUCAAAGAUAUUUUUUCACUCAACCUGAGCCUAUUUAUCUAAAAAGGGGGUUGACUAUUCAACCCCUGCCCUUAUCCCACCCUCAACUCUCCCUCCAACCCACAAGGGAUAGCUUAAGCACUUUAGGUGGGCAUGGCUUAAGUGUGUUAUAUACACCAUGUCACCUAAAAGUAAUGCAGAGUAUACAUUUUCACCUGUUCAUUGACCAUAAAAUCAUUCCUUCUGUCACCCCGCCAGUCUUGAAUAUUUCAAUAUGGAUCUUUUAUCAGCAUUGAAGACAAAUCUAUUAUCUCUUGUAAUGGGAGUCUUGGUUUUGUUAUUGCUGUGGAACAGUCGAAGUAAGAGUUGGUACGCACGGCUACCUCCAGGACCCCGUCCUUUACCAUUGGUGGGAAAUUUGUUUGAGUUUCGUUUGAAAGAAUCAUACAAAUAUUACAUGGAGCUCAGUAGAAAGUACGGCUCUGUGGUUACCAUCUGGUUGUCAACCACUCCUGUGGUCAUCAUUUCUGGACAUCAUGCCCUGAAGGAAACCAUGAUUGGUCUUGGUGAGGAAUUCAGUGGCAGGUUCAGCUAUCCUCUGAUCAUGAAAUCUACAUUUGGAUAUGGUGUUUUGUCGACCAGUGGACACAGGUGGAGGGAGAUGCGCAAGUUCUCAAUAAUGACCCUAAAGAAUUUUGGAAUGGGUCGCAAGAGCAUUGAGCAAAACGUCCAAGACGAGGCUAAGAAUCUCUUAAAAAUGAUAAAAAACCGUGAAGGCGUUGUAUUCAAACCUGCAGACUUGUUGGCCAAUUCUGUGGCCAAUGUGAUCUGCAGCAUCGUGUUUGGUCGUAGAUUUGAAUUUGAAGAUCCACAAUUUCAGCUUCUACUUCAGACACUAAAUUCGUUCUUCAGUAUCCUCAAUAGCCCCCUUGGACAGAUAUAUAAUAUUUUCCCCAGGCUAGUUAGUCUCUUGCCAGGUAAACACCAUGAGAUGUUCAGAAACUUGGAGAAGGCCAGAGAAUUCUGUAGGCGUGAGGCAAAGGCACGAAUUAAUAAUGUGGAGGAUCCAUCGUGUCCACGGGACCUCAUUGAGGCAUUUGUGUUAAAAAUGGAAGAGGAAAAAGACAAACCUGACACAGAGUAUCAUUUUGAAAACUUGGUGUCGUUGAUAUGGAACAUGUUCAGUGCCGGCACAGAAACCACCUCGUCCACCAUCAGGCAAGCUUUCCUUGUCAUGAUGAAAUACCCAGAUGUUCAAGAGCGUGUUCAGAAAGAAAUAGAUGACAUUAUUGGACAGGAACGGUACCCAUCCAUAGAAGACAGGCAGAACCUGCCGUAUACUGAUGCUGUCCUUCACGAAAUCCAGCGCAGCAUGGAUCUCGCACCCAUCGCUCUCCCUCACAAGAUGAUGCGUGACACUGAAUACAAUGGCUAUGUCAUUCCUGAGGGAACCGUGGUUUUUCCACUGAUAUCUUCUGUGCUUGCUGACCCUGAGCUUUGGAAGAACCCAAACUGCUUUGAUCCAGAAAACUUUCUGGAUGAAAAUGGACGAUUUAAGAAGAAUGACGCAUUCGUUGUGUUCGGCAUGGGGAAGCGUGCGUGUCUCGGCGAGGCGCUUGCCAGGUUAGAAUACUUUCUCUUCUUCACUAUCCUGCUACAACGCUUCACCUUCAAAGCCACAGUGCCACCAGAGGAGCUUGACAUAACUCCAAUCAACUGCAGUUUUGGCCGACAGCCCCUCAAUUAUGAGUGCUAUGUCUUUUCCAGGACAUAGAGGUCACAAAAGUCUAAAGAUUAAUCACAGUUGCACAGAAAAGUUGAACCAAACAUAAAACAUUUAAGUGAAAAAAGGGAACGUUUAAGGCUUUUAUUACACAUUCCUGAUUGUAUUGUGUAGCGGUAAUUCUGGCAUGUUAUGCACAACAGAUCAACACAAAAACAUUCAACAUAUCUGUUUGAUGCUUUAAUGCAAAUAAAUAUGUCCAAAACUGUA